AAAGGUAAGAAAACACUGCAAGUAAUCUCUAGUCAAGUCAGUAAAUACUAGAGACUAGAGAGAGACUAGAAUGAGAGAAAGAGAUUGCAGCUACCCCUCUCAAGAACAAAAGCUUUGCUUGCCAAGAUUCUAACUUUGGUCUGCUGUAAGCAUCCUUCCCUUUCUUGGUGCUUUGUCCCUAUCUUCUCUUCCCUUUACAUCCCCUCUCCUCGUUCUCUCCUUCCACAAUUCACACACAACUCUUGCCUGGCCAAAAAAGAAAAAGAAAAAUGUCGGACAAGGUCUUUCCUUCUUCAAAACCAGCAGCCAAUGGCACCGCCACUAACGCCACCACAACCACCCCAAACAACCCACCACCUGCCACCACAAACAAAUCCCACCUCUACAACCCUACUUCCCGCCCACCUUACCGUCCACAACCUCACACUCGCCGCCACCGUAGCCGUAGUGGCCGAAACAUCUGCUGCUGCUGUUGUUUCUGGACAAUCCUCACCAUCCUCUUGCUCCUCCUCCUCGCUGCCAUAGCCGGUGCUGCUCUUUACAUCCUUUACCGCCCUCACCGCCCUUCCUUUACCAUCACCUCCCUGCGUAUCCACCGCCUGAACCUCACCACAUCUCCCGACUCCUCCAGUUCCCAUCUUUCCACUCUCUUUAACCUCACAAUCAUUUCCAAGAACCCCAAUUCACAUAUCUCGCUAGACUAUGAACCCUUCACUGUUUCUGCAUUAUCUGAUGGUAAUGAUGUGUUCCUUGGGAAUGGUACUUUACCUGCUUUUAGCUUGAGUAAAAAGAACCAGACAAGUUUUAGAAACGUUGUGAUUUCAGGGUCGAAUGACCUUGACGUGGAUGCAGUAAAUUCAUUGAGAUCGGAUCUGAAGAAAAAGAAAAGUGAAAAUGGAUCGGUAAUGUUGAAGAUUGAGAUGGAUACAAAGGUGAAAAUGAAGGUGGGUGGAUUAAAGACAAAGAAAGUUGGGAUAAGAGUUACUUGUGAUGGGAUCAAAGGGUCUAUACCAAAAGGUAAGGCACCAACUGUUGCUGUUACUGCUAAGUCUGAGUGUAAGGUUGAUCUAAGAAUCAAGAUUUGGAGGUGGACCUUUUGAAGCUUCUCCUUUCUGUUUUGUUUGUUUUUGUUUUUCUCUUUGGUUUUAUAUUUUUGUGGUUUGUAAACUUUUGAGAAGUAUGAAAGUGCAAAUUAUGGAUUGAGAAAAAAAAUGAUUGAAAUUGUGAGUAGGUUAAUGAAAGGAAAAAAAAAAGGUAUUGAAAUUAAGAAUUCUUUAAAUUUUAAUUAUAUUUUGGUGAUUCAAGUUA
Messenger RNA from Populus nigra (black poplar), 1308 nucleotides. RefSeq names its product NDR1/HIN1-like protein 13. NCBI's taxonomy places the organism in Eukaryota, Viridiplantae, Streptophyta, Magnoliopsida, Malpighiales, Salicaceae. Gene Ontology annotation, cellular component: plasma membrane. The record is from RefSeq and is a predicted model, not a curated record. The transcript has a single exon. The coding region runs from base 270 to 1100 and encodes 276 amino acids.